UUCAACAGACUGGUGCUGGCUUGAGAUUGGCGCAUGCGGUUUUGCGGAAAAGUUACCAGAGCUCGGAUCCUACUUCUUUUUGCAUACAUGCAGCGGCGUUAUUUGCAAUAUUGUAUGGUGCACUAUUAAAUAGGAGAUACAAUGAAAUCAAGUCGCUUUAAUUUGACUACCAGCAUCAUCAUACUGAAUGUAUUUUUCACAUUCUUACUGAUGGCACUUGUGGGGUUUAUGUUGCCUCAGGUGUUUAACCAGCGUCAAGAAAUCAAGAAACUUCAAGACAUGUUGCAGGAUGACGACGGAAAAUACAGUUUCAAGAACAAAGAAUCUGCUCACAUUGUCGGUGGUGUGAACAAGCUUCUCAUUUCGCCGCCGCCUUUCGGAGAUGUUUAUAGAGUAAAAUCCUGGAAACAACAGCACAUUUCUGGCAAAUUGAAUUACGAUAACAAUGGUCACCUCACUGUAAAUGCUGACGGAACAUAUUAUGUUUAUUGUCAGAUGUUCUAUUACGACGGUAAUUGCAGUUUUACUGGAUUUAAUGUGUACAUCGAUAACAAGAUAAUUCUAAAAGCCAUUGCAAGUGUCAUUGACAUUUAUAAACCAUAUUAUACACAGUAUACAGGUGGUGUUUUUAAAAUAACCAAGGGUCAGAGAAUAUGGGUGGGGACAAACAUAUCACGAAAAUAUUUUAUCAACGAAAUUUCAUCGUUCUUUGGCGCAUACAUUUUACAUUCAUAACUCUGAGGAACGUCAUGUUGCCGUCACCGUUAUGUCCUAAAUUACCACCAUUCCUCAUUAUCGCACAAUGCACCUGUAUUGCAUUCUAAUGUAUAUACGUGAUACACCUAAUGUUUAAUGACUAUGAAUAUAAAGUUUGUAUUAUAACCAAUAGAAGUAGCUGGUACUUCCUAUACCUGGAAGCUAUCUACACUCGUUACGUGUACAGUAAAAAAAAACAUACUAUAUAUAUCAAUACAUCAUUAUCAUUCACGAAUAUUUCGACGUUAUGCAACUGUAAAUAGUUUUUUAA
This is a messenger RNA of Dendronephthya gigantea, 1027 nucleotides long. RefSeq lists its product as uncharacterized. Gene Ontology annotation, molecular function: tumor necrosis factor receptor binding. Lineage: Eukaryota; Metazoa; Cnidaria; Anthozoa; Malacalcyonacea; Nephtheidae. The coding region runs from base 142 to 735 and encodes 197 amino acids. The transcript has 3 exons. Gene Ontology annotation, cellular component: membrane. The record is from RefSeq and is a predicted model, not a curated record. Gene Ontology annotation, biological process: immune response.